AUGGAUGCCAAAGAAAUCGAGACCAAGGCCAAGGCCCUGACCAAGGCAGCCGCGGCAGAUGAGCCAACCUCCACGAUGAUCGGGAUGCUGAAGGAACUGCAAACAGGAGUGCGCGCAUCAGAAAGCCUCUUACGAUCGACUCGCAUCGGUAUCAUAGUCAACAAGCUCAAAACAUCAAAAACCCCCGAAGUCGCGCGACUAGCUAGCGAGAUCGUUUCGAGAUGGCGCACCGAAGUCAACAAGCAAAAGCAAGCCGGUGGAUCAGCAGCCAGUCGAGCCUCCAGCUCUCCUCGUCCGGCUCAAAACGGCAGCACCGGCGCAUCCACACCCGCAGGGACUACCCCGACUGAUAAGACAUCGAAGCUGUCCGUUCCACCAGACAAGCGCACAUGGAAGGCGGAUAAGGUGGACACCAACGUAACCACGAGCAAGGUCCGCGACAGCUGCAUCGGUCUUAUGUAUGACGGUCUGUGUCUGGGGUCGACCGAGUCGCCUAAGGAUGUUUUGAAAAAGGCCAUUUCUGUGGAGGGCGCUGCAUACGAUGCUCUCGGACCAGAUACCAAGGAGGCAUAUCGCACGAAGAUGCGCAGUCUGUUCCAGAACUUGAAAAACAAGAACAAUGUCAGCCUGCGGAAGCGCGUACUUGAAGGCGACAUCAAGCCUGAUUAUUUUAUUCGCAUGACGUCCGAUGAACUGCGCUCUGAUGCGCAACGUGAGGCGGAUGAGAAGAUCAAAAAGAUGAAUAUGAACAACGCCAUGGUUGCUCAGGGCGAGAAGUCGAUCAGUACCAGUUUGCAGUGCGGCAAGUGCGGCCAGCGAAAGGUCACCUACACCGAAGCCCAGACUCGCGCUGCUGAUGAACCGAUGACUUUGUUCUGCACGUGCUUGAAUUGCGGCAAGUCCUGGAAGCAGUGA
Molecule: messenger RNA, 915 nt
Organism: Penicillium cosmopolitanum
Lineage: Eukaryota; Fungi; Ascomycota; Eurotiomycetes; Eurotiales; Aspergillaceae
Product: transcription elongation factor DST1
Exons: 1
Coding region: 1-915 (304 amino acids)
Biological process (GO): transcription elongation by RNA polymerase I; transcription antitermination; DNA-templated transcription
Cellular component (GO): nucleus
Molecular function (GO): zinc ion binding; RNA polymerase II transcription regulatory region sequence-specific DNA binding
Source: RefSeq, a predicted model, not a curated record